Molecule: messenger RNA, 13476 nt
Organism: Schistosoma curassoni
Lineage: Eukaryota; Metazoa; Platyhelminthes; Trematoda; Strigeidida; Schistosomatidae
Source: the annotation of a GenBank genome assembly
AUGUUUACCUAUCAUAAUAAUCUUGAUGAAGACAAAUCACAAGGUGAUUCCAAAGAUUCGAAAACACCAAACAGUUUGCAUUUAAAUGAUAAACUCGACAUCUCAACAAACAAUGGUCCUCACGAAACUGAAAGUGUUGAUAAUUUGGAUAAUAUAUCUAGUCCUACACCGAAAGGUGACAUAAUCAGUCUAGCAGAUCUUAUAAAAAAUCGUAUCUGUUUGACAGAUUUUGAUCCAGAAUCUCACUGGCAUGAUAUACAUAACAGCAUAAUUGAAAAAGAGUUUGCCAUUGAUGGACAUAACUUACUUAUAUGUUAUAUGUUAAACAAAAAUGAAUUAAAAUUGCAAUUUGAAAUACCAAGAUUUCUAUGCAAUGAAAUUAACUAUUUUAUUUUCACACCAAAUAUAAAUAAAGAAAAACUAACCGUUGAUAAUUUUGAUUUAUGUAUACAAUAUGGUAAUAUAUCUGGUUCAGCUAUUCAAAGUUUACUUGGUAUUAUGUCAUCAUUAUUUGCACCAAAUCUAUUUACUAAUAUAUCAUGGCCAGAUAGUAUACGUAAUGAUUUUUCAUUACAAUUACAACGUUUUAUGUCAUCAUUAACUGAUACAAGAUGGAAAUUAGAUAAUAAAACUGUAUUAUAUAUCCCAUUAGAUAGUUUAAAUGUAUUACCAGAAAUAGCUAUUAAAGAUAAAGAAUUAAUAAAUCGUUUAGAAAUGAUUAUUAUACAUUGGACAAGACAAAUUAAAACUGUAUUAAAUAUACAAAAUAUAAAUGAUCAUUCAACUAUUAUAAGUCCAUUAGAUGAAAUACAAUUUUGGCAUAAUCGUUGUGAUGAUUUAACUGGUAUUAGUAAUCAAUUAAAUAAAUCAAUUAUUCAACAGAUUAUCAAUAUUUUAUUGAUUGCUAAAUCCACAUAUAUUACAAAUUUUUUAAAGUUAGCAGAUGAAAUUAAAUGGAAUACAGAACAAGCACAAAAUAAUAUUAAAUUUUUAGAUAAAAUUAAAGAUAUAUGUUUACAAUUAAAUGAAUUAAAACCAAAGGAUAUACCUGAUAAAUUACCACAACUUAUUAAUAUGAUACGUAUUAUAUGGACUAAUUCAAAAUAUUAUAAUAAUAAUGAAUUAAUAACUAAUUUAUUUAAUAAAUUAUCUAAUCAAAUAAUCAUUCGAUGUUGUUCUAUUAUAUCAUUAAAUGAUAUCUAUAAUGGAAAAAUUAUAAGUAGUAUAUUCAAUUUAAAUCAAUGUAUUUAUUGUUGUGAACAAUAUAAAGAUAUUUAUAAUAAAUUACGAUUAAUGCAUAUACAUAAUUCAAUGAAACCAUGGGAUAUACAAAAGAAUAGUAUAUUUGCACAAAUUGAUGCAUUUAUACAAAGAUGUCGUGAUUUAUUAGAAGUAUGUCAAUGUCUAAAACAUUUUGGCCGUUACGAAGAUGGUAAUAAAACAACAAUGCCAAUACUUCAAGGAAUUCGUGGCCCAGAAGUUGAAAACCUCCUGUUAACGAUUGAACAAAUGUUUGGGAAAUUGAUGAAUAACCUAUUUGAGAAUCGUCAUUGUAUAUUGGAUAUAAAGGCCACAUCAUGGCACGACAAUUAUAAUCGUUUUAGAAUUGGUAUUAAAGAUUUAGAGGUGAUGAUGCAAAAUGCAAUUAACACAGCCUUUGAAACGGUCACAACUAUACAACAAGGGGUCGAAAUGCUAGAUAUUUUUGCUCAUCUUCGAAGUCGUGAGACUAUUCGAAGAACUAUUGAUCAUCGAACAAGUGAAUUAGUUUCACGUUUUGGUGAUUGUUUAAAUCAAAUAAAAAAAGAGAUGACACAACGUGUUAAUACUGGCCUUCCCAUACCAACUGAAGCGUAUUAUAGUGGACAAGCUUUAUACUGGAAAUUUUUACGUCGCCGAUUAGAAAAAGAUAUGCUGGCUUUAGAUCAAGCCUUUUUCUUACCAUUAUCUGACGCUGGUAUGUCAGAAUAUCGUCAACAAUGUACACAACUAACUGAUGCACUAGAUGAUUUAACUAAGAAAAUAUUUAAUGAAUUUCAAACAACCAUUGAACCAGAUCCAUUGAAAUGUCUUGAUUUACCUGUAUUAACACGUAGUACAUUACAAUCUGGUAUGCUUGAACCAAAUUUCAAUGGAACAACUCUUAAAUUACUUAAUGAAUUACAUUAUUGGUCUAGGCUUGGUUUCGAACUACCAACAAAUACUAAUGAAGCAUAUCGAAGACGAAUAGAAUUAAAAUAUCUCUAUGAUAUCAUAUUAAUCAUUGUUCGUGAUUAUAAUCAUAUCAUAAGUUCAUUAAAUAAUGAUGAACGUGCAUUAUUUAAAGAACGUAUUAAAAUGUUAGAUAUAAAAUUAAUACCAGGUUUAACAAAAUUACAUUGGACAGUAAAAGGUUUAGUUGAAAUGUUCGUUAAUGAUUGUCGUAUACUAGCAAAUAAAUUACAAUUAAAAGUUGAUGAAUAUAAAUUAGCAAAUAUAAAUAUUAAAGAAAAUUGUGAAGAAAUUGCACAAACUUUAUUAAUUAAAUUACAAUCAAAUCGUAUUUAUGAAAAUACUGAAUUUGAUGAUUAUAUCAUAAGAAAGUUGCAUGAAGUGAAAGAAACAUUUGUUUCUGAAAGUGCCGAUAUUCAAAUGCAUUGGUGGAAAUAUACAGAGAAAAUGGAUCAUUUUUGUGAAGAAGCAUUCAGAAUAAACGUUAAAUCAUCAUUAUGUGAAUUGCAGAAAGCAAUAAACGGUGAUGGACGAAAUGAUCCUAAUCCUCUAUUCAAAGUAUCAUUGAAUUUAGAUAAUGAUGUUUUAAUAUUUUCUCCAACACUUGGUCAACUAACACUUGUUGUAGCUUCAUUAGGCAGUAAAUUCGCAGAAAUCAUUUCAGUUAUUCCUCGUCUACCUGAUUUGUUAGCCCAAGCUAAGUCUACAAAACCACCAAUUAGUGAAGUUAUUGCAACAGAUGAAGAAAUUAAUAAAAUACAAGCAAGUAUUAAACGUGGAAUGCAAGAAAUUGGUACAGCAGUUCAUGAACCUCUUAGUUAUUGGGAUCAAUUUAGAGAAAUAUGGGAAUUGCCUAAAGAUGAUUUUAUACAAAGAUAUCGACAAUUAAAUCCACAUGUUACUUCAAUUGAUGCUGAUAUAUCUAGAUAUACGGAAGUAAGUAAUAAAGUCUUAGAUGCAGACACUAUGGUUACGACAAAGUUUUUACAACUGGACUUUAGUUUAUUAAAAAAUGCAAUAGCUGCUCACUGUCGAGACUGGCAGAUGCGUUUAAUCAACCUUUUACUUUCAAUGACAGAAGAUUCAUUAAAUGGGGUUUAUACAUAUAUGAAUGAUGUUCAAGAAAGAAUUCUUCGACCACCAUUGAAUUUAGAUGAACUUGGCGAUUCUAUUCAACUUUUGGAACAAAUAUUAUCUGAGCAAAUUGAAAUUCAAGCGAAAUUUGGACCUUUGGAAGAACAAUUCGCUAUUCUAGAUAAAUGUGAAGUAACGUAUUCUGAUGAAAUAUCAAAUCGUAGAGUAAACUUGGCUAAUGAUUGGGUACAAUUUCAAAGUUCAUUAGCUUCAGCUGAAGUGAUGAUUAAAAAAUCCAAAGAGAAAUUCAAAGUUGGUUUAUUGAAUGAUACGGAAGAAUUUAAACGUGCAGUAUCAAAUCUUUUACAAGAACUACAAAUGAAAGGACCAUAUGCAGCUAAUCUUAAACCACAAGAAGCAAUUGAUAUUAUCAACCAAUUCUUGGAACAAUUAGAUAAUCUUAAAAGUCAUGAAUUAGAAUUACGUCAUGGAUUAAAUUUAUUUAAAAUAGAACAGCCACCUUUUAAAGAAAUUGCGAUCAUAGAGAAAGAUUUAGAUAUAUUGAGCACUAUUUGGACUACAAACAUGGAGUGGGAAAAUAACUGGGAAAGUUGGAAGGCUGGACGAUUUUAUGAUCUACAAACAAAUGAAAUGGAAAACUUGGCUAAUGCACAAUUUCGUAAAUUUACCAAAUGGGCACGUGAUUUGAAAGAUAGAAAUUGGGAAAUUAUUGAAGUUAGUAGAAAAAAAGUUGAUCAGUUUCGUCGUACAUUACCACUGAUCACAGAUUUACGUAAUUCAGCUAUGCGUACAAGACAUUGGGAUAAAAUUAAAGAAGAAAUGAAUACACAAUUCAAUGUAGAUUCUGAUGAAUUUACAUUAGAAUGUAUAGUAGAAUUAGGAUUUGAACAAUAUUCUGAUUUAAUUAGUGAAAUAUCCGGCGCAGCAACUAAAGAAUUAGCUAUUGAAAAAGCCCUUGAUACAAUGGAACGUUUUUGGCAAAAUAAUGAACUUGAUAUGAUAUCAUACAAAGAUAAAAGUAUUUAUAAGAUUAGAUCUACAGAUGAAAUAUUUGAAGCAUUGGAAGAUAAUCAAGUUCAAUUGUCAACAAUGAAAACAUCGCGAUUUGUCAAACCAUUUGAACAUCUUGUUGAUAAUUGGGAACGUGUACUUUCAUUAAUUACAGAAACUAUUGAAGCUUUAUUAACUGUACAAAGGCAAUAUAUGUAUAUGGAAACUAUAUUUCUUGGUGAAGAUAUUCGUAAACAAUUACCAAAAGAAUCUGUAUCAUUUGAUAUGAUCAAUAUACAAUGGCAAUCGAUCACAACAUAUUUAUAUGAAACACGUAAUACAAGAACAUGCGCAAGUUUAUUGGAUCAAAUCAAUAAACUUGUACAAAGUUUAGAAGAAAUACAACAAUCAUUAGAUAUGUAUUUAGAGACAAAACGUCAAAUAUUUCCUCGGUUCUAUUUUAUAUCAAAUGAUGAUUUACUCGAAGUAUUAGGACAAGGUAGAAAUCCCGAAGCUGUUAUGCCACACCUGAAAAAAUGUUUCGACAAUAUUACUCUCUUGAGAUUAGAAAAGACAAAUUUUCUAGUAUAUAAUGCCUUAUCAAUGUUUUCAUUGGAUGGUGAAGAAGUGCCAUUCAAAAAUAAAGUUCGCCUUGAUGGUCCUGUAGAAUCAUGGUUAGGCGAUAUUGAAGAACAAAUGUAUAAAACAUUAAAGGAUAUGUUAAGAGAUUGUAGAAUUGCUUUAAAGAAAGCAGCAAACAAGCGUGAUAAAUUUAUUAAAGAAUGGCCAGGGCAGUUAUGUAUUACAUCAAGUCAAAUUCAAUGGACAGCUGAUGUUACAAGAGCAUUACAGUUGGUAUCAAAUAGACAAGACAAAAGACCAUUGAAAUCAUUAAAACAUAAACAAAAGAAUCUUUUAGAAAAAUUUUCAGAAAUAAUACGUUCAAAUUUAACAAAAAUUCAACGUUUAAAAAUUAAUGCCCUCGCUGUUAUUGAAGUUCAUCAACGUGAUAUUAUUGACAAACUUUAUAAAAUAGGCUGUAAUGAUAUAAAUGCUUUUGAUUGGUUAAGUCAACUUCGAUUUUAUUGGGAAAAGGAAGCAGAUGACUGUUUUGUUCGACAAACAAAUACAUCUUUUCGUUAUGGUUAUGAAUAUUUAGGCAAUUCUGGACGACUAGUUAUUACACCUCUUACUGAUCGUUGUUACAUAACACUGACAACUGCAUUACAUUUACACAGAGGUGGUUCGCCUAAAGGACCUGCUGGAACUGGUAAAACAGAAACAACUAAAGAUUUAGGCAAAUCGCUUGGGGAUUAUGUAAUUGUUGUUAAUUGUUCAGAAGGUUUAGAUUAUAAGUCUAUGGGUCGUAUGUUUGCAGGUUUAGCUCAAACUGGUGCAUGGGGAUGUUUCGAUGAAUUCAAUCGUAUAAAUAUAGAAGUAUUAUCAGUCGUAGCGCAACAAAUACUAUCAAUUCUAUCUGCAUUAGCGGCAGCUGAUCAAUCAGACUAUCAAAAUACUAAAACAAGAUUUAUGUUUGAAGGUCGAAUGAUUCAGUUAGUAUGGUCAUGCGGUAUAUUUAUUACAAUGAAUCCUGGUUAUGCUGGACGUACAGAAUUACCAGAUAAUUUAAAAUCUAUGUUUAGACCAAUUGCAAUGGUGGUACCAGACUCAUCAAUGAUAGCAGAAAUUACAUUAUUUGCCGAAGGUUUUAGUUCCACAAAGAUUUUAGCCAAGAAAGUAUUUACACUGUAUAAUUUAACUGUACAACAAUUAAGUAAACAAGAUCAUUAUGAUUUUGGUCUACGCGCACUAGUAUCUGUACUACGUUAUGCUGGUAAGAAGAAACGUGCCAAUCCAAAUAUGUCAGAUGAAGAAUUGUUAUUAUUAUCAUUGAAUGACAUGAAUCUAGCUAAGCUUACUUCAGUGGAUUUACCAUUAUUUGAAGGUAUUAUUACUGAUUUAUUCCCAAGUAUUGAACCACCUACAAUCGAUUAUUCAAAGAUUAAAAAUGCUCUGCAAGAAGAAUGUAAUAAAAUCAAUCUGCGUAUGACACCGUUUACACUAACCAAAGUUAUACAACUGUAUGAAACCAAAAGUUCGAGACAUUCAGUUAUGAUAGUUGGCAAAGCAUUAUCAGGGAAAUCUACAACAUGGCGCCUACUUAAAGCAGUCCACAAUUCAUUGGCCAAAGUACCUAACUCUGACUUUGAAAUGGUUACAGAAUAUUCAUUAAAUCCUAAAUCCUUAUCUUUAGGAGAAUUAUAUGGAGAAUUUAAUUUAUCAACAAAUGAAUGGACAGACGGUGUACUUUCAAGUAUUAUGCGACAAACGUGUUCAGAUGGGUCGCCAACAUUAAAAUGGAUAAUAUUCGAUGGACCAGUAGACACGUUAUGGAUUGAAAGCAUGAACAGUGUUAUGGACGAUAAUAAAAUCUUAACAUUGAUCAAUGGAGAAAGAAUUUCAAUGCCUGAACAAGUCUCACUACUUUUUGAAGUGGAAGAUUUAUCUGUAGCAUCUCCCGCGACUGUAUCACGUUGUGGUAUGGUUUACAAUGAUGUAAAUGAUUUAGGCUGGUGGCCGUAUGUUGAAUCAUGGUUGUCGAAAAAGACAAAUAAGGUAUUAGUUGAAGAAACAAAACGUUUCUUCACUAAAUACAUUGACAAUUUAUAUGAAUAUAUCAGACUGAACUGCAAUAUUAUCAUUCCAAUGAGUUUAACUAAUACAAUUAUUUCGUUAUGUAAAUUAUAUGAUAGUUUGGCGACUCCUGAAGUAUGGGCAAAUCCUGCAGAUGUAGACUAUUAUCCGCGUUUAUUGGAAAUGACGUUUCAAUUUUGUUUGAUAUGGUCUGUUGCAUGUCUAGUUGAUGAGGAUGGUCGUAAAAAAGUUGAUGCAUAUAUCCGUGAAAUUGAAGGAAGUUUUCCAAAUAAAGAUUCAAUCUAUGAAUAUUAUGUAGAUCCUAAAUCAAGAUCAUGGAUUCACUGGGAGGAGAAAUUAAAUACUGGAUGGAAAUAUUCACCGAAUGUACCAUUUCAUAAAAUACUAGUACCAACUGCAGAUACAAUUCGGUAUAAUUUUCUCCUGGAUUGCACAGUUAAACAAAAAUAUCCUGCUCUACUAGUUGGUUCUGUUGGGACUGGAAAAACAUCAUUAGCUUUGGAUUUAUUAAGGAAUUUAGAUUCAACACAAUGGAUUAAUCUAAUAAUUAAUAUGUCUUCACAAACAACAUCAAACAAUGUUCAAGAUAUUAUUGAAGGACGAGUAGAGAAACGUACAAAAGAUACAUUUGUACCUGUUGGAGGUGGUAAAAUGCUUACAUUUAUGGAUGAUUUUAAUAUGCCUGCUAAAGAUAGCUCUGGUUCUCAACCACCUCUUGAAUUAAUUCGUCAAUGGUUAGAAUAUGGAUUUUGGUAUGAUCGUGCAAAACAAACUAGAAAGAAAAUAAAAGGUAUGCAACUUUUUGCAGCAAUGGGUAUACCGGGUGGUGGAAGAAUGAUAUUAUCUCAACGAUUACAAGCCCAUUUUCAUCAAAUUGUUGUCACAUUUCCAACGGAGGCCAAUCUUAAACGCAUUUAUGGAACUAUGAUCACUCAAAAAUUACAAGAAUUUCAAGAUGAAGUUAAAUCGAUGGCUGAUAAUUUAACUCAGGCUUCAAUUGAUUUAUAUCAUGCAAUUGUUAACAAAUUUUUGCCAACUCCAACAAAAAUACACUACUUAUUCAAUUUAAGAGAUAUUUCCAAAAUCUUUCAAGGUUUACUUCGAGCUAGUAAAAAGUAUAUUGAUACUCGUAACUCAAUGCUUCGUUUAUGGAUUCACGAAGGAUUACGUGUAUUUUAUGAUCGUUUGGUAGAUGAAAAAGACAGGGCAACAUAUCUCGAUCUGGUAGGUGAAUCAUUGGCCAGUUACUUCGAUCAAACAUAUCAUGGUUUGUGUCCGUCUAAACAGUCUCCAAUAUUUGUGGAUUUUAUGAAUCUUGAUAAUUCAUAUGAAGAUGUUACAGAUUUAGAUAGACUACGUAAAUUUAUGGCCCAAACUUUAAAAGAAUAUAAUGAAUCUCCUGGUAUGGUACAUGUAGAUUUAGUCAUGUUUCGUGAUGCAAUUGAACACACGUGCAAAGUUGUUCGUGUAAUUAAUCAACCAAGAGGUAAUAUGCUAUUAAUUGGGAUUGGAGGUAGUGGUCGUCAAAGUUUAAGUCGUUUAGCAGCCUAUAUAUGUGAAUAUAAAACAUUUCAAGUUGAAGUCACAAAACACUACCGUAAACAGGAAUUCCGAGAAGAUUUAAAGAAAAUGUAUUUUCAAGCUGGGGUUGAAAAUAAACCAACAGUAUUCUUAUUUACUGAUGCACAAGUGUUAGAUGAGUCAUUUUUAGAAGAUAUUAAUAAUAUGUUAAGUUCUGGUGAAGUGCCUAUUUUAUACAAAUCAGAUGAAUUUGAAGAGGUUAAACAAGAAUUACUUGAAGUUGCUAAACAAGAAGGUAUUGCAGAGUCGACUCAGGCAAUAUUUCGUUUCUUCAUUGAACGAGUUCGUGCUAAUCUACAUAUUAUUUUAUGUAUGAGUCCUAUUGGUGAACCAUUUCGUAAUCGUAUUCGAAUGUUUCCAGCAUUCGUUAAUUGUACUACAAUUGAUUGGUUUAGUGAAUGGCCACUUGAAGCUUUACUAGAAGUAGCUGAGAAAUAUUUAGCAUCCGUUGAUAUUAACAUUAAUGAACCAGAUCCCCAACUUUUGGUUAAAAAACAGGGAAAAAUGAGAAUAAGUGUUGCGAAAAUAUUCGCUAACAUGCAUCGAUCGGUUACUGAUAUGGCUGUGGUCAUGCUUAAUGAAUUGAAACGAUAUAAUUACAUUACACCAACCAAUUACUUAGAAUUUGUAUCUGGGUACAAAAUUCUUCUUUAUCAAAAACGUCAAGAAUUAAGUGAUAAAGCAAAUAAAUUAACAAAUGGUCUUGAUAAGAUUGAUGAAACAAGAAAAAAAGUUGAAGUAAUGUCUGUGGAAUUAGAAGAAGCUAAAAAGAAAGUGUCAUCAUUUCAAAAAGAAUGUGAUGAUUACUUAGUAGUUAUUGUUCAACAAAAACGUGAAGCUGAUGAACAGGCUAAAUCUGUUAUGCAAACUCAAGAAAAAAUUAAAAUAGAUGAAGCUAAAUGUUUACAUAUGGCUGAAUUAGCUCAAGCUGAUUUAGCACAAGCUAUGCCAGCUUUAGAAGCAGCUGUACAAGCAUUGGAGUCAUUAAAUAAAAAAGACAUCACGGAAAUUAAAUCAUAUGGCAAACCACCUCUCCUAGUGCAAAAGGUUCUUGAAGCCGUAAUGAUUCUUCGAGGGGCUGAUCCAAGUUGGGCUGAAUCAAAAAGACAAUUAGGUGAACAAGAUUUUAUUAAACAACUUAUAAAUUUUGAUAAAGACAAUAUUAGUGAUAAAACUUUGAAAAAAAUUGGUCAGUAUUGCUCACAAGAUGAUUUUCAACCUGAUGUAGUUGGUAAAGUUUCAAGUGCAGCGAAAUCGUUAUGUAUGUGGGUUCGAGCAAUGGAUGUUUACGGUCGCGUUUACAGAGUUGUUGAACCAAAGCGUCAGAGACUUAAACAAGCUGAAGAAGUAUUACAUGAGAAACAAGCACAAUUAGCAGCUGCACAAGCUAAACUUGAUGAAGUGAAUGCUGAAAUGCGCCGUUUACAACAAGAAUAUAAUGAAAAGAUGGAACAAAAAGAAGAGUUACGUAAAAAAGCUGAACACACGGAGAAAAUGUUAGACAGAGCUAGUAAAUUAGUCAGUGGUUUAGCUGGUGAGAAACUACGAUGGGAAGCUAGUGUUGCUGAUCUAUUACGUAAAAUUGAUCUAUUACCUGGUGAUUGUUUAUUAGCUUCCGCUUUCUUAUCUUAUAUGGGUCCAUUUUUAAGUGAAUAUCGUGAGAAAUUAAUUACUAAUUGGUUGGAAUUAAUUAGAACUGAGAGUAUACCAGUAACUGAUCCAUUUGUCUUUACUGAAUUUUUAGCUGAUCCAACACAAGUUAGAGAAUGGAAUAUACAAGGAUUACCACGUGAUACAUUUUCAGUUGAAAAUGGUGUAAUUGUAACGCGAGGUAAUAGGUGGCCAUUAAUGGUUGAUCCACAAAAUCAAGCUUUAAAAUGGAUUAAAUCAAUGGAAGGCAAAGAAUUACGAAUAAUUGACUUACAAACACCGGAUUAUAUGCGUACAUUAGAAAUUGCUGUACAACAUGGUCAACCAGUUUUAUUGCAAAAUGUUCAUGAACAAUUAGAUCAGGCUUUAGAUCCAUUAUUAACUAAAUCACUGAUUAAAGUUGGUGGUACAUUAUUAAUGAAAUUGGGUGAUAAAGAAAUUGAAUAUAAUGAUAAGUUUAGACUUUAUAUCACCACUAAACUACCUAAUCCUCAUUAUACACCAGAAAUAUCCUCUAAAGCGUUAAUUGUAAAUUUUGCUGUAAAACAACAAGGAUUAGAAGCACAAUUGCUUGGUAUUGUAGUACGUAAAGAACGUCCUGAAUUAGAAGAACAAAAAGAUAAUUUAGUCAUAGGGAUUGCAGCUGGUAAACGUAAACUUACAGAAUUAGAAGAUGAAAUUUUAAGACUGUUAAAUGAAGCACAAGGAUCUUUAUUGGAUGAUGAACAACUUGUAAAUACUUUGCAAACAUCGAAAGUUACAUCAUCUGAAGUCACUGAACAAUUGAAUGUUGCUGAAAAAACUGAAAUACAAAUUGACAAAGCUCGUGAAGGUUAUCGUCCAUCUGCACAACGUUCUUCAAUUUUAUUCUUUGUAUUGAAUGAUAUGAGUCGAAUAGAUCCCAUGUAUCAAUUUUCUUUAGAAGCAUACAUUGAUUUAUUCACUUUAAGUAUUGAUAAAAGCCCAAAAUCAACAAAAUUAGAUGAUCGUAUCACAAAUUUAAAUGACUAUCACACUUAUGCUGUGUAUCGUUACACAUGUCGUGGUUUAUUUGAACGACAUAAACUACUAUUUUCAUUUCAUAUUUGUUUAAAAAUACUUGAGUCAGCUGGUAAAGUUAAUGAAGAUGAAUAUAAUUUUUUUCUACGUGGCGGUGUUGUAUUAGAUCGUGAAAAUCAAUUUGAUAAUCCAUGUACAACAUGGUGUACAGAACAAUGUUGGGAUAAUAUUACAGAAUUAGAUAAAUUAGCUAGUUUUCAUGGUAUUGUUACAUCAUUUGAACAAUAUUCAAGAGAUUGGAAUUUAUGGUAUACAUCAGCUGAACCAGAAAAUAGUUCUUUACCUGGUGAAUGGGAUAAUACAUUAAAUGAAUUUCAACGUAUGCUUAUUGUUCGUUCAUUAAGACCAGAUCGUGUAUCGUUUUGUGCAACACGUUUUAUUGUAAAUAAUUUAGGUAGUCGAUUUGUUGAACCCCCCGUUUUGGAUAUGAAACAAGUAGUUGAUGACAGUUCAACUAGAACACCAUUAAUAUUUGUAUUAUCACCAGGUGUUGAUCCUACAGCUGGUCUAUUACAACUAGCUGAUAAUUGUGGAAUGAGUAAGAAAUUCCAUGCGUUAUCAUUAGGUCAAGGUCAAUCACCGAUUGCUACACGAUUAAUUAAAGAAGGUAUACGUGAAGGAAAUUGGAUAUUUCUUGCUAACUGUCAUCUUUCAUUAUCAUGGAUGCCAGCAUUGGAUAAAAUUGUUGAACAAUUGGGUAUGGAAGAAAUACAUAAUGAUUUUCGUUUAUGGCUUUCAUCAAGUCCAAACCCAGCUUUUCCUAUUUCAAUUCUACAAGCUGGUAUUAAAAUGACUACAGAACCGCCAAAAGGUUUACGUUCAAAUAUGAAGCGGCUUUAUCAUCUUAUUAAAGAAGAUCAAUUUUCCUUAUGUCAGAAACCAGAGAAAUAUAAAAAACUCCUAUUUUCAUUGUGCUAUUUUCAUUCAGUAUUAUUAGAACGCAAAAAGUUCCUUAUGCUCGGUUGGAAUAUUCCAUAUGAAUUUAAUGAUUCUGAUUUUGAAGUAUCUGAACAUUUGUUAACAAAUUAUUUAGGCCAAUAUGAUGAAACUCCAUGGGAUGCAUUACGCUAUUUAAUUGCUGAUAUUAAUUAUGGUGGCCAUGUUACUGAUGAUUGGGAUCGUCGUUUAUUAAAUACGUACAUUAGUGAUUAUUUUAGAGAUGAAGUAUUGAAAGAACCAUUUUAUAAACUAUCGUCACUGCCAUAUUAUUAUAUACCAAGAGAUGGUACAUUAAAUGCUUAUCGUGAAUUUGUUACACUUUUACCACAAAUUGAUCAUCCAGAAGCAUUUGGUCAACAUCCUAAUGCAGAUAUCACAUCACAAAUUCAAGAGACACGAGUUCUUCUAGAUACAUUGCUUUCAUUACAACCUCAAGUAUCACAAGGUACAGGUGUUUCACGUGAAGAAAAAGUUCUUGACUUAAUUGAUAAUUUACAAAAGCAGUUACCUGGAGAUAUUGAUUUUGAAGGUACUAUGAAAAUGUUUGCAACAGAUCACUCACCACUAGUGGUUGUUCUACUGCAAGAAAUACAACGUUACAAUCAUCUUCUUGGUUUAAUACGCAAUCAACUAUCAGAUUUAAGUAAGGGUAUUCAAGGCUUGGUUGUAAUGUCAUCAGAACUCGAACAGAUAUUCACUUCAAUUUUUGACGGACAUGUUCCAAAACAAUGGAGCAAGACAUAUUCUUCACUAAAACCUUUAGGUUCGUGGGCAAGAGAUUUAGCAGCACGUGUUGAAUUAUUCGCUAAAUGGGCUAGUACAACACAUCCACCAAAAUUAUUUUGGAUUGGUGCAUUCACUUUUCCAACAGGUUUUCUUACAGCAGUUCUACAAACAUCAGCAAGAAAAAAUAAUAUUUCUGUAGAUAGUUUAAGUUGGGAAUUCAGUGUACUUGCUACAAGUGAUCCUAAUGUUUUAGUCACUCCAAAAGAUGGUGUCUAUAUAAGUAAUUUAUAUUUACAAGGAGCUGGAUGGGAUAGAAAAAAUUAUUGUUUAAUUGAAGCUGCACCAAUGGAAUUAGUAUGUCCAAUGCCUGGUGUACAUUUUAAACCAGUAGAAAAUAAAAAGAAAUCAUCUAAAAAUAUUUAUGUAGCUCCAUGUUAUUAUUAUCCAAAUCGAGCUGGUACAACAGACAGACCUUCAUUUAUGCUUGGAGUAGAACUAAAAACCGGUGAAAAACCACCUGAACAUUGGACUAAACGAAGUACUGCACUUCUGAUGAACUUGGACGUCUAA